Molecule: messenger RNA, 935 nt
Organism: Homalodisca vitripennis (glassy-winged sharpshooter)
Lineage: Eukaryota; Metazoa; Arthropoda; Insecta; Hemiptera; Cicadellidae
Gene: Ubc7
Product: ubiquitin-conjugating enzyme E2 G2
Exons: 5
Coding region: 283-786 (167 amino acids)
Cellular component (GO): cytosol; endoplasmic reticulum
Source: RefSeq, a predicted model, not a curated record
GGCAUUGCAUGAGAGCCUGCCUGCUUAGCAACAGUCUACUCUACGUAAAAUCUUGUUUCUGCUUGUAAGCUAAAUGCUUGGUAAUGUAGAUGGUUCUCACUCAUUUAAUAGCAAAGUAUCUGGAUAAUGAAACAGCGUAUGUUGUAUGAUAUAGUGUUAAGGUCAUGCAUAGAUAAAUAUGUGAAAGAAUAUUUCCAGUAAAGAACAAUGUUUAGUUGAUUAAAUUAUAUCUAUAUAGCUAUUUUGAGAUUUUCCUGAUUAACCUAGAUUGUAGCAUGGAAAAUGGCUGGCUCUGCCCUAAGAAGACUAAUGGCAGAAUAUAAACAAUUAACAUUGAACCCUCCAGAAGGUAUUAUAGCUGGCCCUAUAAAUGAAGAAAACUUUUUUGAAUGGGAAGCUCUGAUCACAGGUCCUGAUGGAACUUGUUUUGAAGGUGGUGUGUUUCCUGCAAAAUUAGUGUUCCCACCAGACUAUCCCCUAAGCCCACCAAAAAUGCAGUUCACAUGUGAAAUGUUUCAUCCCAACAUCUACGCAGAUGGCAGAGUUUGUAUAUCAAUUUUACAUGCGCCUGGGGAUGAUCCCAUGGGCUACGAGUCAAGUGCUGAAAGAUGGAGUCCUGUUCAGAGUGUGGAAAAAAUUCUGCUCUCUGUGGUCAGCAUGCUAGCUGAGCCAAAUGAUGAAAGCGGGGCCAAUGUUGAUGCAGCGAAAAUGUGGAGAGAAGACAGAGAAGAGUUUAACAGGAUAGCGGAGAAAAUUGUUAGAAAAACCUUAGGCAUUCCCACGUAAUUUAUAUGGCACUGGUUAAUGUAUGUAAUAUCACCAUUUUGUUGUUGUUUAGGUUACGAUUUGAAAGUAUUUUUAUAUAAUAUAUACUUAUGAUAUUGUAUGUGUUUCAGUGAGGAAUUAAUUAAAAGCAGUUGUUUGUUGUUUAUGUC